AAAAGGAGUGACUAAGCAUUAUUAAGAUUCUUGAUAUUAAAAAUCUGAUAAGAGAGAGAGAGAAUCAUGAAAAUUGGAUGACUUAAGAGAUAGAUGGUGUAAACACUCUUCUUCUCUCUUUUCUUUAUUUAAAGUCAGUCCAUAGAGAGAGCUUCACAAGUCAAAUCGAUCCAACUUCUCUUCUCUUUCAUAGUUUUUGUCGUCUUCUUCUUCGCCUGCGAAUCAUCCUUUCGACGAUCUUUACAUGUCGGCUAAUUUCGACGCGUAACAAGUUCUCCCUCCGUUUAGUGUGUGUGGCCGUGUGAAUUUUGAGAUCAGAAUCACUCGAAUUCUUCAGAUUCUCUCUUUCUCCUGGAAUCAAGCUGCAAAAAAUGGCUACAAAUACUUCAACUGGACACGCUUGUCCAGCUCCAAUGAAAGCAGCCUCUAAUGGAGUUUUCCAAGGAGAUAACCCGAUAGACUUCGCGUUACCUCUCGCGAUUCUGCAGAUAGUCAUCGUCGUGGUUCUCACUCGUGUUCUUGCUUACCUUUUAAGACCCCUGAGACAGCCCCGUGUUAUUGCAGAAGUCAUUGGUGGGAUUAUGCUUGGACCGUCUCUCCUCGGCCGUUCCAAGGCUUUUCUGGACGCUGUGUUCCCAAAGAAGAGCCUGACUGUUCUAGAAACUCUGGCUAAUCUCGGCCUUCUCUUCUUCCUUUUCCUCGCCGGUUUAGAGAUUGAUACCAAAUCCCUUCGACACACCGGGAAGAAGGCUUUGGGGAUUGCCUUGGCCGGAAUCUCCCUCCCGUUCGCUCUUGGCAUUGGUACUUCGUUCGUUCUCAGAGCCACAAUCUCCAAAGGAGUAGACAGCGUCGCGUUUCUCAUCUUCAUGGGUGUGGCGCUUUCCAUCACCGCGUUCCCUGUGUUGGCCCGUAUCUUGGCUGAGCUCAAGCUUCUAACCACUGAGAUUGGACGGCUCGCCAUGUCUGCAGCUGCGGUUAACGACGUGGCAGCUUGGAUUCUCCUUGCUCUAGCCAUUGCUCUCUCCGGAUCCGAUACCUCCCCUCUCGUCUCUCUUUGGGUUUUCCUUUCAGGGUGCGCUUUUGUCAUCGCUGCUGCUUUCAUCAUCCCGCCGAUCUUUACAUGGAUUUCCCGGAGGUGCCAUGAGGGCGAACCCAUCGAGGAAACCUACAUCUGCGCCACGUUAGCUGGCGUUCUUGUUUGCGGAUUCAUAACCGACGCCAUUGGAAUCCACUCCAUGUUUGGUGCUUUCGUGGUUGGUGUUUUGAUCCCAAAGGAAGGACCUUUCGCUGGUGCACUUGUCGAGAAGGUGGAGGAUCUUGUAUCCGGUCUCUUCUUGCCGCUUUACUUUGUGGCGAGUGGUCUGAAAACUAACGUCGCCACGAUCCAAGGAGCUCAGUCUUGGGGUCUUCUGGUUUUAGUCACAGUCACGGCUUGUUUUGGUAAGAUUGUUGGCACUCUCGGUGUUUCCCUCGCCUUCAAGAUACCUAUGCGAGAAGCCUUAGCACUGGGGUUCCUCAUGAACACUAAAGGAUUGGUCGAGCUCAUCGUCCUCAACAUCGGGAAAGAUCGAAAGGUUCUGAAUGAUCAGACAUUUUCCAUAAUGGUUCUAAUGGCUCUCUUCACAACAUUCAUCACCACGCCAAUCGUGAUGGCAGUGUACAAACCUGCGAGAAGAGCGAAGAAGGAAGGAGAAUAUAAACACAAGACGGUGGAGAGAGACAGCACAAACACACAGCUCAGGAUCCUCACGUGUUUCCACGGAGCAGGAAGCGUUCCUUCGAUGAUAAAUCUCCUCGAAGCAUCAAGAGGCAUCGAGAAAGGCGAAGGGCUCUGCGUCUACGCUCUGCACUUGAGAGAACUAUCAGAGAGGUCCUCAGCUAUUCUAAUGGUUCACAAAGUUCGCAAGAACGGGAUGCCGUUUUGGAACAGAAGAGGAGCAGACGCAGAUCAAGUCGUGGUUGCUUUCCAGGCUUUUCAGCAGUUGAGCAGAGUCAAUGUCCGACCAAUGACAGCGAUCUCCUCAAUGUCUGAUAUUCACGAAGACAUCUGUACGACCGCGUCGAGGAAACGAGCAGCGAUCGUGAUUCUGCCGUUCCACAAGCACCAGCAGCUCGACGGGUCGCUAGAGACGACGCGCGGAGAUUACCGGUGGGUUAAUCGGAGGGUUUUGGUUGACGCUCCUUGCUCCGUUGGGAUAUUCGUUGACCGUGGACUCGGUGGUUCCAGCCAAGUCUCGGCUCAGGACGUUUCUUACUCCGUCGUGGCUUUGUUCUUCGGCGGUCGUGACGAUCGCGAAGCUUUGGCGUACGGAUUACGCAUGGCGGAGCAUCCGGGAAUCACCUUGACGGUUUUCCGAUUUUUGGUCUCGGCGGAGAGAACCGGAGAGAUUACUCGUGUCGAGGUGAAUCACAGCAACGAGAAUCAGACCGGGAAAACCCAAAAAUCGGAUGAGGAGGUCAUGUCUGACAUCAGGAAAAAGUCGUCUGUGGAUGAAUCGAUCAAGCUCGUGGAGAAACGAGUGGAGAACCCCGCCGUGAAUGUUAGAUCGGCGAUUGAGGAAGUGCGGCGGAGCAAUCUGUUCUUGGUGGGUCGAAUGCCAGGUGGCGAAAUCGCAUUGGCUCUCCGGGAAAACAGCGAAUGCCCAGAGCUCGGACCUGUCGGAAGCUUGUUAAUCGCGCCGGAAUCAUCGACGAGAGCAUCGGUUUUGGUGAUUCAGCAGUAUAAUGGCACCGGAACAGCACCGGAUUUGGCUGCAGAUGGGACGGAGUUGUUGACUUCUUCGCCGGAGAAAGACUCUGAAUAAAUAAGUGGGUUACGAUUGGUUCUGGGGGUUGGUAAAUGGUUUACGCCUUUACGGUAAUUAGUGAAAAGCUGGUAAACGAAUACGGUUUAAUCAAAUAAAUUGCAAGUCCCAUUUAAGAUGUUCUCGCUAAUUUAAUUUUGUUUUUUCUUUAACCGGAUUGAGGCUUUUAAAAAUAGAAAAACGGCUCUUCUUUUGAUUAUCCAAUCCAACUAAUAUAAAUCAGAAGACAAAUUAAU
Messenger RNA from Thlaspi arvense, 3040 nucleotides. Lineage: Eukaryota; Viridiplantae; Streptophyta; Magnoliopsida; Brassicales; Brassicaceae. The record is from the annotation of a GenBank genome assembly.